AUGGAACCGACACGCAGUUCAGAGGAGAGUGUUGGUGGAUCUGUAAAACGGCCGACCACGCUAAACUUGCUGCUUAGUCCCAUAGAAUCACCGUUCCGCACACCAUUUGAACUUACACCCCAACGGACUGUGAUCGAAAAGUUGAUUGAAGCGUUCAAACAGUCACCACAAUCCCUUGGAGGAUUUUUCAGCUCAGAUGAUGCGGAACAGCUUGGCAAUAACUUUUUUCAAAGACUACUUGAGAUCAAAGAUUCCGGAUGUCUCACCCCGACCGUUCGUUCAGCCUUUCCCCUGUCAGGAACCGAAGAGAACAGUUUACCAGAUUUGGAUACCCCAACACUUUACAAUUUCAUAUGCCGUCAAGCUGCGGUUCAGCAACAACAGCAGCAGCAACAACAACAACAGGCGAGCGUAUCCACCCCGAUUAUUCUUUGUUCACCCACGCGCCUGUCACAGUCGUUGACAGAAGCGCUGAGUAAACUGGGGAAUGGGGCUGGUGACCAGUCUAUUACUAUUGAUACCUCAUUGGGAUGUGAUCUGAAUUCAGUUCAAAAUGCCAUUCAAAACACAUUAUCCAUCACACUCCCUGGCACAUCGAAAGAUUUGACUAACUUGCAGUUAUGCAGUGGACCUCAUCAAUUCGAUCUAACCAACACUUCUGUGUCCGUAACUAAUCCAACUAACGCUCCUAUUUUAUCUCAGCCUUCCGGAUUGAAGCUAGAACAGAUGGCAGCUGAACUAAACACUGCUCUCACCACUGACCCAAACCAAUCCCUCACCGAUCCUUUGUUCUGGCCGUUGCUUAUCCAAACCUCCAUUGCGAAUGAUCAAUCGGCUUCCCAGCAGUUUGAUACGCGCAACACAGUAGGUCAAAUGAGUUCUCCGCUAGACGAUCAUGAUGCAACUAGACCCUCGUCUGUGACCAAUGGAGCCGAUACCGUCGGCGAUUUCGAUCGGGGCUCUAUAGCGGCGGCUGGCAACACAUUAGCUUUUCGUUCCUCCUCCUCUCCAGUUUCCUCCAAUUCCUCAAUUUCACAACCGCAUGCUCCGGAUUCUGGUUCACGAGACACGCGACUGGAUCCUACAGAACAGCUUCGUAUGCGUCUCGAGCGUAAACGUGCACGCAAUCGCGACGCGGCUCGCAAGUGCAGAGAGCGUAAAAUUGUCCUUAUCAAGCGUCUUGAAAAGGAAGCAGCUCAUCUGACCGAGGAAAAUAAAGCUCUGCGUCAUCGGGUGUUGCGUUAUUUGCGUGAGGUGGAUCGUCUGAAGUUGUUUGUAGUUCAUCACUUACAAAACGAAUGCCCGGCUGUGGGAAGCAAACAUGCUUAG
Messenger RNA from Echinostoma caproni, 1329 nucleotides. The record is from the annotation of a GenBank genome assembly. Lineage: Eukaryota; Metazoa; Platyhelminthes; Trematoda; Plagiorchiida; Echinostomatidae.